Drosophila biarmipes is the source of this 2024-nucleotide messenger RNA. RefSeq names its product putative polypeptide N-acetylgalactosaminyltransferase 10. Gene Ontology annotation, cellular component: Golgi apparatus. NCBI's taxonomy places the organism in Eukaryota, Metazoa, Arthropoda, Insecta, Diptera, Drosophilidae. The coding region runs from base 88 to 1911 and encodes 607 amino acids. The transcript has 4 exons. The record is from RefSeq and is a predicted model, not a curated record.
AGUAGGCUAGGAAAACAAAUUUAUUAUAUGUAAAAUGAUUAGAAAAAAUCAUUACAUAGAAUAUAAAACGAGUUAAUAAAGAUCAUUAUGAAUAUGGACUUGAGGUUGAUUGUGCGCCUUCUGCUCGCCAUUCUGUUGGCUUCUUUGAUAUCCACAAUUUUGAUGGGAAGCCAGAUACACAGAAGAAUAGUCGAGUCCAUUGCCAUUAAAAUCAACCAAAGGGGUAUGCCUAGAGAGAAGGCGGGGAUUUCCCCACCCAUAUUUACCUUAACCCAAAACAAAUUGGAUAUUUUGAAAGUCCUUCGUCAUGGAAACUUUCACUUGCCAGUUCAAGAAGCUAAUAAGGAUUGGCACUACUCUCCUACUAAGGAUAUGAUUGGGACAGGUCUGGGUGAACAGGGAAGAGCAGCUGUGUUGCCAAGUACCUUGGAUAAAGAAGCUACGGAUAUCCUCUACGGACUUCAUGGCUACAAUGCCAAACUCUCUGAUCUCAUAGCCCUAAACAGGUCCUUGCCCGAUAUCAGACCCUUGGGUUGCUCAAAACGCAAGUAUCUUGAGGUUCUGCCCAAUGUGACUGUAAUAAUGGCUUUUCAUAACGAACAUCUCAGCGUGCUGCUCAGAUCUAUAACCAGCAUCAUUAACCGCUCUCCUCGGGAAUUACUCAAGCAAAUUGUCCUCGUGGACGAUGCCAGCAAUCUGCCGGAUUUGGGACAAAAACUUGAAGACUUUGUGGCGUUUAACUUUCCCAAAGUAAUACAGAUAGUAAGACUUAAACAGCGUUGUGGUCUUGUUAAAGCCAAGGUGAUAGGAGCCAAAAAAGCAAUCAGCCAAGUUUUAGUCUUUCUAGAGUCCCACAUCGAAGUCAAUAUAAAUUGGCUACCUCCUCUGCUAGAACCCAUAGUUGUAAAUGGGAAUAUAGUUACCGGUCCCAUUUCAGAUGUAAUCCUGCACAAAACCUUCGCUUAUAUGAAGUAUAAUGCAUUUACACGUUCGGGUUUUAAUUGGUUGCUUGAGAUUAAGGAACUACCGCUUUAUCAGGGCGAAGAAGGUCUUGGUUCCAUGCCGUACCGCACACCCCUUUUAGCAGGACCCUUGGCGAUAGACAGAAGCUACUUUUGGAAACUGGGAGGAUACGAUGAGGGACUGGACCUCUGGGGCGGCGAGCAGCUCGAGAUGAGCUUCAAGGUCUGGAUGUGUGGCGGCAUGUUGCUAUAUGUACCCUGCUCCCGAGUGGGCCAAAUAAGGAGAGGACCCAUGCGACCGAAGACGAGUCCAAGGAGUCAAGCUAGAAACUACAGAAGAAUAGCUGAAGUGUGGAUGGAUGAGUAUAAGGAACACGUUUACCACUCGAGCCCAGAGCUCUAUAGGAAGCCGGACCCAGGAGACCUUUCCCAUUUGAAGACCCUAAGAGCUUCGCUGGGGUGCAAAUCUUUCGACUGGUACAUGAACCAAGUGGCUGCGGAUUUUCUGAAGGCAUUUCCCUUUGUGGAUUCAUCGGAAACUUUAUUCGGGCUCAUCGAAAGUGUGGCUUUUCCCGGCUUCUGCGUGGACUCCCUGAACCAGAAACACCUUAAGCCUGUAGUCCUCUCCCGCUGCACUAACAAAACGAGUCCCGGGGAACAUCAAAACUGGAUUCUAACGAAGGACCAUGAGAUUCAACUGACUAAAAGCGAAGAAGACUGUCUGGAAAGUCAGGGCCUUAAGACGAAGUCCGUGUGGCUUUUCCACUGCCACGGCAACGGUGGGAACCAGUAUUGGUACUACAACCGCCGGCAUCGGUGGCUCCAACAGGGCCAGAUGUGGGUCUGGUGCCUCGAGGCUUAUUUGCCCAGGGGCAAAGAGUUUGGCAAGGUGUUCUCCAACAAUAUUUGCGACAAAAACAAACAGAGCCAGCAGUGGAAGUUUGGAUAAAUAGCUGGGUAUAACCGCAAAUGAAUUAUCGGGGAUACUCAAAAAAAUAUUAGUACAAAAUGUAACAAAAAAUUUUUAAAAUAAUGAUUAAUAAGAUAAUAAGUUAUAAUAAG